AUGCGCGGAUUUCAAACUCGACAUUUGAUGGCGAACCGUAAAAGGAACAGGCCAGAGGAUUGGGAGGAUUUGGAGCCAUCUCCAGUUAUUCAUAUACGGGAGUUGCCAGAACAUACUCUUGAGCUGGACUUAAUUAGAGUUUUUGAACAGUUUGGCUCUAUUAGGGAUAUUGCAAUGAUUCCACAUAAAGGUCAAGCACUAAUUGAAUUUGAUGACAUUAACUCAGCAGAAAGAGCUGUUGCAAGAUGUUCGGAGAAUGCCGUGAUGUUUGCUAAUCACCGAUUGAAAGUUAACUAUAGUACAUCGAAACGUGUGGUCCACCGACCUCUAGAAAAUGAUAACCAGCACUCCGAAUUGCCUCCCGAAAGCCGUGUACUUAUGUUAACGGUUUACAAUGCUCAAUAUCCUAUCACAGUCGAUGUCAUUCAUCAAAUUACAGCCAAACAUGGACGCGUUUUACGCAUCGUCAUUCUCCGUAAAACCCGAAUACAGGCUAUGGUGGAGUUUAAAAAUACGGAAGAGGCCCGGACUGCUAAGCGGCAUCUUAAUGGGGCCGACAUAUAUUCUGGCUGCUGUACACUGAAAGUCGAGUUUGCUCGUCCUACACGCUUGACUGUCACUCGUAAUGAUCAAGAUUCAUGGGAUUUUGAAAAUCCAUUAUUACUGUCUACCUCACUUAAUGAAGCUGAUGGGCGUGGAGAUAUUUCUCUAUUAGGACGUUUUGAACGUUCACGUGCUCGACACGAAAGCUCAAGGUCUGUUAAUGGUGGCAACUUUGGCUAUCAUGAUGGUUUCAUAAAGCAAAAUGCUGUCGGGCUUAGUGUCCCACCUGCUUCGUUCUUGGACCAGUUGGCUUUAAAUUACCAUGUAUCGAGGCGUGGUCUCGAUGGAUUGAAUGGUCAACCUUUUGCUAGGGCUGCAACUGCUGUCAUAAUGGUAUAUAACAUGGAUAUGGAUCAUAUGAACUGCGAUCGCUUGUUCAACCUUCUUUGUCUCUAUGGUAAUGUUGUUCGUAUUAAGUUUUUGAGGACUAAAGAAGGAUCAGCUAUGGCGCAAAUGGGCGAUAACGUUAGUGUUGAUCGUGUCAUUACUAACCUUUCAGAAGUCCCAUUGAUGGGAAACGCAUUGUCGAUUCGUCCAAGCAAACAACAACUUAUCCUGGACGUACCAAAACCUUUUGAAUUACCAGAUGGUACCCCAUCUUUCAAAGACUAUUCAGGGUGUCGUGAAAAUAGAUAUAUAAAUCCAGACAAGGCGAGUAAGAAUAGGAUCUACCCGCCAUCACAUACUCUGCAUUACUGGAAUUGUCCUCCGAGUUAUACCCCAGAGGAACUGCGCAAGUUGAUUGUUGAAUGUGGUGCUUCACCACCUCGCCAAAUCGCACCUUUCCCAAGGAUUAGUGAUAGAUCCUCUUCAGGCCUUGUAGAAUGGGGAACAAAAGAUGAAGCCGUUACUGCCCUUGCUUUGUGCAACCACCAAGCUAUUCCAAACACCGAAGGUCGUUAUCCAUUUCUUCUUAAACUGUCAUUUUCAAGCUCUCCUGUCAAUGAUCGAGCAUUUUCAGGUUCGAAGAAGAUUGGCUCAUCAAAUAUUGGAAAGUCAGCAGCAUCCGUAGACUCUAGCGAGUAUGAAUAGUUAAUGGAUAGGUUAGUUAGUACUUGUUUGAAUUUUUUAAAGUUAAUGGUUUUUUUAUCCAUUUGUUUUUGUUUGCUGUGUCAUUUACCUCACCGCUUUCCCUGCGUAUAUAAUACAGGUCUUAAAAUCAUGUUAUUAUUUCCUUCGUAACAUCUACUAACGCGGCUCAUUAUACUUUUAUUUAUUUAAAAUGUUUUGGUUUGACUGUUUAGUUAAUUUUCUACUGUAAUUAAAAAAUUACCCUCCACAUCGUCUUUACACAAUGCAUUUGUUUUUGGAAGUGCAUUUUGAUCAUGUAUCUUUUGUAGCGAUCCAUUUUUCUGAGCUCUAUAAAUUAAACAAGGUCUCAAGUAUUCCUACAUAAACUUAAGUGUUGACGUUUCUUUGCUAAUAAUUUCAGAUAUUUUGUUUCAAGAAGCUUCAAACACAACCCUACCUCUUUUUGAGACCUUCCUUCCAAAGGUGCUCGCCAUCAUAAUUUUCCUAUCCAAGUUAAUUUAUGGAUGAUGCGACACGAAAACUGUUUGUCCGUGGAUCACAUUAGAGUCGUCAAUCGAACACAUAGUAUAUUAAGUCUACUUGAUUUUCAUAGUAGACAAUGAUAAUUUUUUUUUACAACACAGACAUACUUAUCGGCGUCCGACAAUGGUAGUCUUUCUUAACCUAAAAGCAGCAUUUGACUUUGUACACCAGAAGGUUAUGUGGCAGUGUCUGUCAUUGAAAG
Molecule: messenger RNA, 2359 nt
Organism: Schistosoma mattheei
Lineage: Eukaryota; Metazoa; Platyhelminthes; Trematoda; Strigeidida; Schistosomatidae
Source: the annotation of a GenBank genome assembly